Uloborus diversus is the source of this 2637-nucleotide messenger RNA. Its product is annotated as endothelin-converting enzyme 2-like. Gene Ontology annotation, molecular function: metalloendopeptidase activity. The record is from RefSeq and is a predicted model, not a curated record. Gene Ontology annotation, biological process: protein processing. Lineage: Eukaryota; Metazoa; Arthropoda; Arachnida; Araneae; Uloboridae. Gene Ontology annotation, cellular component: plasma membrane.
AUGGAUAUCAGUGUAGCUGCUCGCAUAAUAGAAAGAAUGGACCCUUCGGUAGAGCCAUGUAACGAUUUCUACCAUUUUGCGUGUGGUAAUUAUCUCAACAGGCACACAGUCCCGGAUGAUCAUUACUUGCGAUCAACCAUACAGACCAUGCAGGACGACAUGUAUAUCACACUGAAGAAACUAAUUGAACAACCAGCGAUGGCUAAUGACACUGAUGCCAUUUUGAAGGUGAAAAGACUAUACACUUCAUGUAUGAAUACAAGUAACAUAGAGGAUGGAUCCGUGAAGGUAUUGCUGGAGCUGCUUACAGACUGGGGCAUCGGGGAAUGGCCCAUCCUCAACCAUAAAUGGAACAAAAGCAGCGUAGACCUGGAAUGGCGCCUGGCUAUGCUCCACGUUCACCAAGUUCAGCCAUUUUUUCACACAUUUGUGGCGCCUGACGAUAGAAACAGCUCAGUGUAUUUGUUACACAUUUAUUCGGGUUCACCUAUCUUGAACACGCAGUAUUAUUUGAACAGUACUGACCCCGAUUACAUACGCUAUGUAAUGUCUUACAAGACGCUGAUUGCAGAAACUGUGCGGCUCCUGAAGGCGCACGAGUCCAUCGUAAAACGAGAUAUAGAAGCGAUGUUGGAAUUUGAAGUUGAGUUUGCAAACAUAUCCCAAGAUGAUCCAUUGGAUUCCUUGAAUGACACGAAUCCAGACGAUGAUUUUACUUUCAAUAAAGUGAACAUUUCGAUGCUGGAAGAGAUGAUUCCAGAGAUAAAGUGGGGCAUUUUAAUUGGCUACGUAUUUGAUUACAUUGGGUUGUCGGCAGACCAAUUGGACCUCAACAUUGUGAUACAUUGCGAAAAGUAUCUUCGGCAUCUUGUUGUGCUCCUGAACCGGACAACACCCAGAACGGUGGCUAAUUACUUGACGUGGCGAUUCGUUGCUAAGUACCUCCCAUACCUGGACAUACACUUCCGGAGAUUAUACUACGACUUCCGGAGAGAGGUUCCGAACCUGUCCGAGGAGAGGACUUUCUUUGCUCGCUGGAAGGAAUGUGUCAACCUCGUCAACGAUGGCUUCGGAAUGGCGCUCGCCUCACUCUAUGUCAAGCAAGAAUUCAAUGAGAGAAGGGAAAACGAAAUAAAAGCCCUCAUAUCAACUUUGAAAGAAGCUUUCAUCGGAGGCAUCAGACGUCAGAGCUGGUUAGAUCACGAUACGAUGAAUUCGUGUGAAGAAAAGGUCACUGCGAUGACUACCAAAAUCGGCUUCCCAAAAUACAUUUUGGACCCUGUACAAUUGGAUACAGAUUAUUCUGGACUGGAUAUAUCUGAAGACCAUUUCUUGGGAAACAUUCUAAAAAUGAAUAGGUAUGAAGUAAUUAAGGAACUAACAAAGAUGACACGGACAGUCGACAAAGAAAGGGAUUGGUUCGUCCAACCUCUUGUCGUGAAUGCCUUCUAUGAAGCAACGGGAAAUGCCGUUAUUUUUCCCAUUGGAAUUCUCCGAUCUCCAAUAUUUACUCCUGAAAGGCCAAAAUAUUUGAAUUAUGGGAUGCUUGGCGUGGUAAUUGGUCAUGAGAUCACGCACGGAUUUGACAAUAGCGGCAGGAAGUUCGACAAGGUGGGAAACCUGACACAAUGGUGGACGGAUGAAAUUCUGGAGAAAUUCAAAGAACAGGCCUUCUGUUUCGUAGAGCAAUACUCACAACUGCCCAUCGAGAUGGUAGGACAAAAUGUUAAUGGCAAUAACACUCUCGAUGACAACAUCUGUGAUAAUUCAGGUCUAAAACAAGCAUAUUGGGCAUACAGAAACUACGUGUCCAGACAUGGUGAUGAGCCCAGUUUACCGGGAAUCACAUAUUCCAAUGUGCAAGUGUUUUUUCUUCAGUAUGCUCAGAUUUGGUGUGAAAUUUUAAGCAAAGAAGCCAAUGAAAGAUACAUAAAAGACAACCACAGUCCUGGAAAAUACAGGGCCAAUAUUCCAUUGAUGAACUCGCCAGAAUUUUCCUCGGCCUUCAACUGUCCAAUCGGAAGCCCAAUGAAUCCAACAAAGAAAUGCAGACUUUGGGGUUAAAUUGAAUGCACGACAAGUUGACUCACCCCUUUGGCAUGUUAGACGACGCUGACAAAAAGAACAUUCUCAAACAAAGUUGAACUUUACAUUUGUACCUGAGACAUGUUGUAGACUGUUAUACAUAAGGAAAAAAUUUACUAAAACAACGAAUUCGUUGAGCAAGCAAAAAAUGGCGAUGAGUUUAAAAUAAUUUUUCUAUGAAGUUCACAGUUUUCUGUAGCUAUGCAAACAUGCUGCGAUAGCUACUUACAGCAAUAUCGGUUACUGCUUACAUGUUCCAAAGAAAUGGCACUAAUCAGAAGUUUGUUCAGCAAUUGGAUCGAUAGAUAGACACUAAGAGAACACAUUGUAUUCUUUACAAGGACUUUUCUCAACCAAGUUGCUGUUGUAAUGAUUCAACCCCAAUUUGAUUAUUUUCAACAGCAGCCAGUUCUAAGUAGUUUUUUCGAAUGUUGAAAAAAAAUAGCUGUGUGAUAAAAGGAAUUUCAGUAAUUCGUUUUCUAAUCCUUUUCCGGAUAUUAUUUAUUCACAGCAGGGAGCGUAUAAUAUUUUUUUAAUGUUCUCUAUAAGAGU